Molecule: messenger RNA, 5463 nt
Organism: Pocillopora verrucosa
Lineage: Eukaryota; Metazoa; Cnidaria; Anthozoa; Scleractinia; Pocilloporidae
Source: RefSeq, a predicted model, not a curated record
CGUUUAACAGCUCAAUUUCUAAUUAUAAGUACCAAGCUUUUAAUACAAACAUCUAUAAAUAUUUUAUUACAAUAGUUGGUACAUAAUACGAAGUUUUUAACUCAAGUACAGGUAGGGCUUUGUUACCUGUAGAGGGAUAAAUGUCGCACUGCACGGAACAAGCUGGUUUGAAACCCACAAGAUAAACUGUUGGCUUAUAGUAUUGACCGGGUAAACUUUAAGUUUCAUGUGUUGACCAAAUUAGCAUUGCGUUCCACGACUUCGAUGUAAGGUAAUUAUGACAAACGUUGAUGAUACUCCACUGAGUAUAUGCCAAGCUCUCGUCGUAAACAUCUUCUAUAAUGCAUGGGCAAAUUGGUCUCGCUUUUUCUAACCAGAGUGAAUUUUUAUGCGCUCCUUUAAAUGCAUGUAUGUGUUUGAAAGUAAUUGAAAAACUCACCGAUGAGUCAAAGGGUACGAUGAGGUCAAACCCUGGACACGAAACUUUGCGACGAGGAUUUGAUCACAUCUUUCAGACAACUGUUUAGAAGAGUAUUGCAUUAACUUUUCGGCACACCUUAGUUAAAUCUACCUUCGUGUAAAGAAGGUACUUGCGCUUUAAAAAGAGGUUUCGUAGCUUUAAAAGGUAUAAAAAAUUUUCCUCUCUGUUGGAUAAAAGCAAUUUUAUUUCCUAAAACUGCCCAGGAUAAUGCACACUGGCUAAGAUGCUGCACCACUUCAUUGCACUGUUUGCUGUGGCCAUACUUUCUUCACGUGAAGGGAUUUCCACUCCUCAUCCUGCAAUCGAGUGCACAAACCACACAGUUUUAAACGAGGCAAGCAGAUCUAGGUUUUUUACCAACUACGUUCACGCCAGCGAUACCUUACUAACGGGCUGGUUUACAUACAAUGGCUCAGCCGGUACGCGCAUGGCUACAACCUGCGUUCCCGCUGAUCACUGCGGUACGCUCGUUCCUGGAUGGCUGGCGGGUAACCAUCCAAGUGUAGACGAAGGUUUAGUAGUACGAUCAGUAUGUCUCUCCAAGUCGCAAGUUUGUUGCAUGACGUCUGUGAGUGUACUUGUGAGGAACUGCAGCGGCUUCUUUGUUUACAAACUGGACGUGAAUGCAAGUUUAAGCUUUACUUUUCGAGUGUGUGGAGCUGGUAUUGAAGGAUCAUUGCCGCCUAAGCAAGUAGCAAUCAAGAAUAAGUUAGGCGAUGAAUGCACCGACUACAACACACUCAGCGCACGUGAUAGAGCCGCGGACUAUUUCAGUUACAACACUUUGAAGUGUGACGCCUACCUACCCAGUGGCUGGUACAGGCUGACUGGCCGCGCAGGGACUGUUAUGCCGACACAUUGCGUGCCCAGAAUGCAUUGUGGUACUCUGUCACCUGGUUGGUUGAAUGGCAAACAUCCAACUGUGGAGGAGGGUGUGGUGCAGCGUAUGGUUUGUUUUACAAAGGAUACCAAUUGUUGUCACUGGUAUAGUUUGGUGUUAGUGAAAAACUGCAGUGGUUUUAUGGUGUACAAAUUUGGACCCUUUCCUACAGGUGUAGACUCCUGCAGCUUGCGAUACUGUGGAGGUGGAGAAGCCGGAGAAGCUGGUUGCAGAGACAAAGAAGGAAACAGUUAUGACGUAUGGCAGAGUUGGAACCCAAAUCCUUUGUUCAAAUGUACAUGUACACCCAAUCUAAAAGUCGAGUGCCAAAAAACUGAAAGUGGAUGCUGGGAUUCCCAUGGAAACGCUUUUGUGGAUGGACAUGAGUGGCUUAGCAACAACAUGACUAAGUGUACCUGUAGCAAUGGAAAGAUAACCUGUACCAAGCUCUCUCGGCCAGCCUGCACCGAUGAGAAAGGCAUGGUGCGGGAACAUGGUACCCACUGGUUUUCCGGAGUCUGUUUCAAUUGCUCAUGCGUGGAUGGUUUGAUCAGUUGUGAAAAGUAUCGCGUGACUAUCAAGUAUGGGUUAUUCCAAGUUGAGACAGUUGGAAGAUGUAUGCCGUGUCAUCAGCCAAGUGACGAUAUUUUACCAACAGGAGAUGGGACAGUCGCUGCUUGCCAGGUUUUCUUUCAGCUCAAGGCUCUAAAUGAGGUAUUUGGUUGUUCCAGUGGGGACUUCGUAAGGAAAGAACACGUGUGUAAUGGAGUCGUCGAGUGUCCGGAUGCUUCUGAUGAGGCGCAGUGCCAGAAUGUUAUUUGUCGCGAUGAGGAAGGGCAGAUUCUAAUUCUAAAAGAUGUUUGGAAGGUGUCCGACUGUCUCAGCUGCGAGUGUACAGAGGGUCGUCUGAAAUGCCAGAGGACACUUCAAGUCAACUUCCCUGGCAAACACUUUGCAUACGUACCUUUUACUGAGUCCUGUGAACAACCAGGGUGUAACGCUGUGGAGUUUAUUAAAGCCAGGAGAGAAUCUUGUGAAGCAAUUGAAACCGUCGAAGGUGGCCACAUUUUGUCACGAGGAGACAACUGGGACUACCAAGGGUGUCAAUUCCUCUUUGUAGGACACAAGCGGACCACAGGGUGCCCACAAAUGUCUCUAUCAACCUGUUAUAUCUACAAUGGAGCAGUCUGUUGUGCUGAGAAAUGCCCAGCACUCCCACAACUUGCAAGUCAGGUGCGCUGGGGUAUGAAGGUGUGUCCUGGAGGACUUCAGUUGAUAGCCAGUGAUGAUCAGUGUGACAUUAUCGACCCGAGUUGCCUGCCGGGAAACGGCUCCUGUAAAACGGAUGCCUUGUGUCAGGACGAGGAUGCAAAUACAUAUAUCAAUGGAAGCACCUGGUCUAUUGGUGACUGCAUCGACUGUUACUGUCACAAUGGCGUUAUCUCGUGUUCUAAAACGCUGUCAGUCAUUACAUCCAAUGACGAAAACACUGAGCGCUGUAGUCAACCGGAUUGUAACGUAGCGGCGUUUUUGAAAGCAAAUAGAGGAAUCUGUAAAGUUUGCAUUUGGAGGAACCAAACCCAUCUGGAAGGCUACCGCUGGACAGAGAAUGGAGUUGACUUCUUUUGCAGCUCAGAAAAGCAGAGAGUGAGGCCUGGAUGCUACUUGAAAGCUGGUCACGUGCAAUGUACAGGGGCUUUUACAGGAAUACGAAACUUAUCACUCAUAUCUGAUGAAAGACUGUACCUCUGUAAGAGCGGAGAUGAGAUAAGAUCACUUAACGACAGAUGUGAUCAGAAAGCAGACUGCAGGGACAAGUCUGACGAGAGAGAUUGCGUUCAGUAUUUCUGUCCAUUUGGCACGAAGUUCAAUAUGUACUGGGAAAGAACUGCCCUGAAUGAGAUUGUUGCAAGGAACUGUUCAGAGGUGGAUCCAGAAUUAGGAGGAAAUUUCACGAACCGUUGUUCUUCACCGUAUGGUGAUAUGACAAAGUGGAGUUUCAAAGAAAGCUGUUUUUGCGAAAAAAAAUCUCUCCGUCAAGAAUUCAGGCAUAAACUAUCCAUAGUGAAUCUAACAAACAUUUUGGAACUAACAAGAGCAUUUGUGAACAAGGCCACUAACUUUACAAACAAAGAACUGUUCUUUAAUUAUCUGAGCCUUUGGUUUAAAAGUGGAGCUCUCCUACUAAAUCCAGUCAACCAUUCCAACGAUAUGGUGGCGCUCAAUUUCUCACAGGCCAUAUUCCAAACAACUCGAACCGAAAACGUUUUCAAGCCUCACUCAGACUCCUUUUGUCCUAAAGAAGUGACGUACUCGCAGCGCUGGUCAUUAAUACAAGAUAUCAAGGAGUUUGUUUGCGGGGCCUCAAAUCUGACGCAUACCUUCCGGUUUUGUUUCACUCUAAGAUCGUUGAAAUAUGAAAUUCCUCCUACAUUCUCCGGAGAUAGCAACAAAAGCCCAGAUUCUCCUGGUGUAACUAACUUUUGGAUGCGACCGGUUCUUAAUCUGAGGAUUGAUCCAAACCAGCUGUCCUCAGGAAGUGAUACUGUCAGCUCCCUUUCACUUCCUCCGGGAAACAUCACUGGCGAGAUGAAUUUCAGUCGCGUCCUUGUUCCUCUUCAACGUUUCAACUGUGCUUGGAUUGAAUAUGAUGUAAAUGGAACGUUAAAAAUCACAGCCAGGGAAGUUAGAGAUGAGGAAAAAGAGAGGAAAGCUAUGGCUAAAACUCACCUGGAUCUUGUUCUCAGCAGCAUUUCUACAGUGGUUGUUAUAAUUUGCUUAAUACUGCUUUCCUGCCUAAGGAUAAGAAACUCCGAGAGAAUAUUUGUUCAUAAAAACCUUUUAAUAUCCAUAUGCCUGGUUUACAUCGUGAUGAUCUUGGACUCGUGUAUUUUUACAAACAGGAAGCAGACACCGAAAUUAUGUUCAGCUAUGGCUGUCCUCCAACAUAUAACACACACCGCUAUUUUCACGUGGAUGUUGGUUGAAGGAAUUCAUCUUUACAUCAAGCUGGUGAAAGUGUUUUCAGUCCACAAGCUCUACAUCACAUACAUUGUCAUCGGGUGGGGUCUACCAGUUGUUAUUGUGGGUCUAAUAGCAGCCAUCAGACCUGUGACAUAUGAUAUGAGCAAGACAUACUACAAGGACGUCAUGUGUGGAUCACUGAAACUUUCAGCGGAGAUUAUACGUGACAGGUGCUGGCUUAAUGACGGUGAAUGGCUGUAUAAAGGACCAAUCUUGGCAAUUCUCGUGGUCAAUCUUGUGAUAUUUGUAAUUCUGCUGAGAGUGAUAUUCACCAAGAUAUCGAAAAAAUAUCAGACUGAUAAUGUAGAGAAGACCAGAAAAGGAUUGAGGAGCAUCGCAGCUCUACUGCCUCUGUUGGGUGUCACGUGGCUGCUGGGGUUUUUUAUCCACUGGAGUGAAGUCCUUGCGUAUUUGUUCAUCAUACUCAACUCGUCCCAGGGUUUGGUGUUUUGUAUCUUCCAUGGUGUUUUGGAUGACCAGGUGAGAGAGAGUUUGCUCAGAUCCAUUAGAAGGACACGAUUAGGAAUGAUGACCCAAAUUGGGAGAUCAUCUAUUGUAUCAACAACUACUCAGUUGUCACCUGCAGGUUCGAUAAAUGACCGAGCGAACAUGGGGCAACGCCCAGGGAUUGCUGGAAUGAAGCAUUUAGAUACUAAGCUUUAAUGGUGUCUCUUGAUAAAAAAAAAAAAGCUCCUACUAGCUUCGUAAUAGCUAAUUCAGUUUUUUAACCUAUUUGCAAGCCUUGAUAUGAAGCUACUGGCUGCAGUGAACAAAGACAAGUUUUUUUCCGUACUAAUGCUGUUUAAGGAGGUCAGUUGUGUAGAGAGAACACGCCUCAGGCAAGCACACUAAAUUUAGUCAGUGAUACUUAAAGAAUGUUUAAAAAUGGCAAAGUGGGACAUGAACUAUUCCAUAAGGAAAUAAAAAACUUAUCAGUAAAAGCUUAUUGAUGUAGGAAAAUGAACAAGAAUUAUUGUAAUUAUUAGAAUCUUUUAGCUACUAACAGAGUCCAUCCACUGUACAUACAGUGUUAAAUAUUCCGUUCAACUGCUUUCAUUAAAGAUAAAGUUUUGCCUCC